UGUCACGUGAAACUCGCGUGCUGCUGUCAACACUUCCUGGUUUUGACGCUUGAGGAGCAAUGCAAGCUUGGGUUCAUUUCGCGGUGAUUUUAAGCUGCUUUGGUGAAUUAUCAGUAGGUGAUAACCUUCGCUUUGCAUCAUAUUAUGGAGAGCACAUGGUCCUGCAGAAAGCUCCAGAGAAAGCUGUGGUGUGGGGGUAUGGCAUAACUGGAGCUGAGGUUCAGAUCUCUUUAGCAGGACCACAAAAUGAACAAGUAAAAUCUGUUCCUGUUCUUGAUGGCAUUUGGAGGGUCAUUCUUGAUCCGGUUCAGGUUGGUGGUCCCUAUAAUCUGACUGCUACUCAGAGAGGAAGCAAGAUUGUACUCACAGAUGUGCUGUUUGGAGAUGUUUGGUUAUGUGGCGGUCAGAGCAACAUGGCCUUCACACUCGGUCAGGUAUAUAAUGCCUCAGAGGAGCUGGCCAUGGCCACUAAGUUCCCUAACGUGAGGGUCUUCCAGGCUGCACUGGAGAUGAGCAGUGUUGAGUUGACUGACCUUGCAGGUGUGGAGGUUCCGUGGUCCCGUCCCACACCAGAGAUCCUUGGAGGAAAGGAUUUCACCCACUUCUCAGCCGUGUGCUGGUUGUUUGGCCGCUACCUUUACGAGAGCCUGAAAUAUCCGAUCGGGUUGGUGGAGUCGUGUUGGGGUGGGACCCCUGUAGAGGCUUGGUCCUCCCUCAGAGCACUACACAGCUGUGGCCUCAAGGAACCUGAGAGCAGUGAUGAGUGGGAUAAAGAGUGGAACAGUACAGUGUUAUGGAAUGCCAUGAUCCACCCCCUGCUCAACAUGACCAUCAAAGGAGCCAUAUGGUACCAAGGUGAAGCCAACGCACAGUACAACCAGGACAAGUACUCAUGCACUUUCCCAGCUAUGAUUGAUGACUGGAGGAUGGCGUUCCAUGCAGGCUCAGAGGGCCAGACUGCACCAGACUUUCCGUUUGGAUUUGUACAGCUGUGCACCUACAGGAAGGUCACACAAGACGGUUUUCCAGAGAUUCGCUGGCACCAGACAGCAGACUACGGCUUUGCUCCAAAUGAGCGCAUGAAGAAAACUUUCAUGGCUGUUGCUGUGGACUUACCUGACGAGUCCUCACGCUGGGGCAGCAUUCACCCGCGGGAUAAACAGGAUGUGGCGUACAGGCUGGUGCUGGGUGCGCGAGCUGUAGCCUAUGAGGAAACGGGGGUGUCCUUUCAGGGUCCUUUUCCCAGCCUGACCCUGAUUAAGAACACCACCAUAAUCAUCACUUACAAUCAGAAAAUAAGAGCCACGCUUUCCAGUGACACUUUUGAGAUCUGCUGCUCUAAGGAGAAGAAACCUUGUACAUCGGGUUCCCAAUGGAUUCCUGCUCCAAUGAAGGAACAGGGAAGUGAUUACGUCCUGGUAUCAAUAGCUAAAUGUCCCCUUGAAAAUGUAGCUGCUUUGCGUUAUGCGUGGAGUGACUGGCCGUGUUCUUUUAAAGCAUGUCCCAUCUACAGCGCAGAUGGAGUCUUACCUGCACCACUGUUCAUCUUUAACCGGUGGCCAACACACAGCUGAUGACAAACAGUCGAAAAUAGUUCCUCUGUACAUACAGUAUGUGGAAGAAAUUAAAUACUUUCAAUUAGACCAGUUAACAGCUGGGGACAUCACAAUCAUGACAUUUGAAUGCAGGAUAUUUUUCUGCAAAUGGGUCAUCAGGGAUUAAGGUAUUGAGAGGGUUAUUAGUUCAAAUCCCAGAACCGCCUAAGAGCUACAUUUGGGCCUUUGAUGAUUCUGAUGCAUAGGGUGAGCUAGUGGGUAGGAAUUGACACAAUAUUGAGGAGAAAAACAGGAAAAAGUAGCGGAUAAUAAGCAAAACAUAAAAUAUACACAAAAAUAUGUGUAAUGUGUAAGAUAUACUGAGUUUAUUAGGUACUAGUAUCAAAUAUGGCCGCACAUACUGGAUUGUGUUCAGAGUCGACGACUUCAGUCCAAAAGUAUUUAUACUGUGAAAGUUACUCGUAUUCAGAGAUGAGUUAAGCACAUGCUCAAGUCAAUCUAUUGGGUGUGCUAUUCAGAUGCAAAUCACCUGUGUGUGGUUUAUGUCUCCACAGUUGCCAUUUUUUCUGGCGAACAUAGGCACAAAUGUGGAGUGAAGAAGGAAAUAGCGUUUAUUCUCUCUGCUGUAAAGCAUAAUACAGUGUAACAUAAAAGCAAGAGAUAAUUACAUUUUUUAAAAUAUAGUGAUAUAUGAAUGAGAAGAUGACAAGCUUUGAAAUAAACAUCUAAUACGAGUCCAGUGUACUGCCAGUAUGUUUCUGCAUGAAUAGUCCUAGUUUUAAUUAUCACUUUAAUUUAAAAAAAAAAAAAUGGCUCCUACCUUCUUUAUUUGGAAGCUUAUAAAAUAGCACUUGAUCCAGCACUGAUUUUUUUAUAUUUUGCAAACAAUUUAAUGAAGCCACGAGAUACCAAAUCAAGGUCAUGAAAUCAUAAUGUGUAUGCAGGAUGUAGGCCAUUUUAACGUGCUUUUAAUUCAUUAUUUUGAGUUGUUGAAUUAAUAAAAUAAUGCCUGUGUUUUGGUUCAUUCAAUGCACGUUCCUGAAAAGAAAGUGUGUACAGGUGUUCCUGUUAAAGUGGUGAGUGUAUGUGGUAUUGCAGGGUACAUUUGCAUGUGUUGUUUGUUAUUGUGAAAAUUAAUUCAUGAUGUAAUCAGCAAAAGACUUCUUCUCAGUAUGAGUUAGUAGGAGGAAGUUAGUGUAGGGCAUUAAGCUCAAUCAGAUCUGUUUUUUGUACAAUUUAGCAAAUGAAAAAAGUAAGCCAAAUGAGAAAUGCACUUUAGGUGUAUAUGCUGCUACUCUAUGAUUAACCAGCAGGUGGGAAUAUUGGCAAAGCAUGCAGACAAGGUUGCAUGUCUACGAAUUUCUACAAAUUGCUACAAAUUUCUACAAAUUGCUAAGGUGUACAUACAUAGUGGUUAAUCAGUUUACCAUUUUUUACAUAUUUGCACUCAUUUUUCUUUAAUUUUCUACAAUUGACAAGUAAACAACAAAACAAAUUAUUGUCUGUAACAAGACAAUAAAUGUAUAAGUAUCAUUUAUUACUAAAAUAUGAGUUUUCAAAAAACUAAUUUAAUAUUCUUGUUAUGAUUCACAAAUACUGACUGUGUCAUGUUGGCUUGCUUUUCACACUAAUGAACAAACACUAAUAAAGCACUCAGAUUUACCAAA
Pangasianodon hypophthalmus (striped catfish) is the source of this 3223-nucleotide messenger RNA. RefSeq names its product sialic acid acetylesterase (gene siae). The transcript is spliced from 10 exons. Gene Ontology annotation, biological process: carbohydrate metabolic process. Lineage: Eukaryota; Metazoa; Chordata; Actinopteri; Siluriformes; Pangasiidae. Gene Ontology annotation, molecular function: sialate O-acetylesterase activity. The record is from RefSeq and is a predicted model, not a curated record. Bases 60 to 1574 code for a protein of 504 amino acids.